Molecule: messenger RNA, 1944 nt
Organism: Chilo suppressalis (striped riceborer)
Lineage: Eukaryota; Metazoa; Arthropoda; Insecta; Lepidoptera; Crambidae
Source: the annotation of a GenBank genome assembly
GUCGUGGCUUCCUCGCCCGUCCCGACGUCGCCUCAACACUCCGCUUCCGACGCGAGGGCGAAGCGCACGCCCGAUAUUCUAACGACCGCCGCGACCGACCCGCCGCGCGCCCGCGGCUAGUGAAACCGCCAUGUUUGACGUUUUCGGCUCCGUCAAGGGGCUCCUCAAACUCGACUCCGUUUGUAUCGACAACAAUGUGUUUCGUUUACACUACAAAGCCACCGUGAUCAUCUUGAUCACGUUCUCGCUGCUCGUCACCUCGCGACAGUACAUCGGUGACCCGAUAGACUGCAUCGUGGACGAAAUACCGCUCGCCGUCAUGGACACAUACUGCUGGAUCUACUCGACUUUCACCAUCCCCAACCGGCUGGUGGGCCGCGUGGGCAAGGACAUGGUGCAGCCCGGCGUCUCCUCGCACAUCGACGGCCAGGAUGAAGUCAAAUACCACAAAUACUAUCAGUGGGUGUGUUUCGUGCUGUUCUUCCAAGCCAUUUUGUUCUAUGUGCCACGCUACCUUUGGAAAACGUGGGAGGGAGGUCGCAUCAAGAUGUUAGUUCUAGAUCUCAACUGCCCCGUCGUAGGGGAGGACAGUAAAUCGGACCGCAAAAAGCUGCUCGUAGACUACUUCUACACAAACCUGCAUACGCAGAACUUCUACGCGUUCCGAUUCUUCAUUUGCGAAGUGCUGAACUUCAUCAACGUAGUCGGCCAGAUAUUCUUCAUGGACUUUUUCCUAGACGGCGAAUUCUCUACCUAUGGUGCCGAUGUAGUGCGUUUUACUGAAAUGGAGCCGGAAGAACGCGAGGACCCAAUGGCUAGAGUGUUUCCUAAAGUGACGAAAUGCACCUUCCACAAAUACGGUCCUUCGGGAACCGUGCAAAAGUUUGACGGGCUGUGCGUGCUGCCGCUGAACAUCGUCAAUGAGAAGAUCUACGUGUUCCUGUGGUUCUGGUUCGUCAUAUUGUCGAUCCUGAGCGGUAUCUCUCUGCUGUACCGGAUGGCGGUGGUGGCCGGACCGCGUGUGCGCCUGUACCUGCUGCGCGCUCGCAGCCGCCUCGCCCCGCAGGAGCAGGUCGAAUCGGUGGCGCGCAAGCUGCAGAUCGGCGACUGGUUUGUUCUAUACCAGUUGGGAAAGAACAUCGACCCGCUGAUUUACAAGGAGCUGAUGGGUGAACUAGCCGAGAAGUUUGACGGGAAAGACACUGUGUAGUGGCGUGGUCUGUGGAAAGUGGACUUUGGGUCGUCCGUGUGACGUGUGAGGGGGCCGCGGCGACGGCGCGGCAGGUAGCUUCGCCCGCGCCGCGGCUGGCGGCCGGCGCGCACAAAGAGCGCUCGGGGCGGCUGCACGCCGACAUUCCAAUACCGAAGCCCCAUGCGGGGAACGACCUCCGCGGGCCGCAUCCAUUGUAUUCUGGAACGCUUAACUUUUAUCGCUACUGAAACUAUGAUAGUUGUUAUAAACUCUUCCAAACGCAACACGCCGACUGAACCGCGCUGCAUACGCGGAUGCAUUUAGAAUUUAUCUUCUAUUGGGGCCCGUCUUUAUGAUAGUCCUAGACGUAGUUAGAUCUCGAGCCUUCGUUUUGUAUUUUUAUUAUUAUUUUGUGUGCGAGUGCGUAAUGUUGAAGGGACGUCUCAUUGUGAUAUGUAAUUAUUAUUAUAAUUAAUCUAAAUUAAGUGUUUAACGUGUACAAGGUUGAUCGAUUGGACGGCUGAUUAUUCCUAAGUUAGAUAGGUAGUUUAUCUACGAGUUUGUUAUCGACUGUUUUACUCGAUACGAUAUUGUAUAAAGCAAUAACUACUAAUGUUAAGAGAUCAAUUAAUCGAAUGCGAUCCUGACAAUACUGUAAUUUUUACUGUUUGAUAGCUAUGAACUUUUUUAUACUGACGAAAUUAGGUCGACAACCUAACUGUUAAUAUUUUCUGAAUAUAUUUACUGCCAUC